Molecule: messenger RNA, 846 nt
Organism: Cladophialophora psammophila CBS 110553
Lineage: Eukaryota; Fungi; Ascomycota; Eurotiomycetes; Chaetothyriales; Herpotrichiellaceae
Exons: 3
Coding region: 1-846 (281 amino acids)
Molecular function (GO): oxidoreductase activity
Source: RefSeq, a predicted model, not a curated record
AUGCCACGCAUCUUUUUCAUUACCGGCACUUCCACCGGCUUCGGGCAUUACUAUGCCCAAGAGGUCCUCGACCGUGGAGACUAUGUCGUGGCCACCGCACGGAACCCGUCGCAGCUACGAUUCGAGGGCGCGAACGAAGACAAUUGUCUCGUGGUUCGACUGGACGUGACGGACAAAGAGAGCAUUCAGAAGGCGUUUGAACAAGGACUCGAGAAAUUCGGCCGCAUCGACGUUGUCGUCAACAACGCCGGCUAUGGACUUGCAGGAUGCUUUGAAGAGUACAACGACGCUGAAAUCAGACAGCAAAUGGACAUCAACUUCUUCGGGGUGCUCGAUGUUACUCGCGCCGCAAUGGAGACGAUGCGUAACGGCCAGAGUCCACCCGGUGGUCUAAUCCAACAAGUUACCAGCAUCGCAGGCCAGAUAGGGUUUCCGCUGUUCAGUGUCUACUGCGCGAGUAAAUGGGCUGUUGAAGGAUUCACUGAGGCCGUCAGUCAAGAGGUGAAGUCUGAGUGGGGAGUAAAAUUCACGGUAAUCGAGCCGGGUGGGUUCAGAACCGAUUGGGCAGGCCGAAGCAUGGUAUUUGCCAACCGUCACCCCUUAUAUGACCAUCUCGACGCCGCCGAUCGCAUGGGGAAACGCCACAUGACACAAGCCGGAGACCCCAUCAAGGGCGCGAAAGCAAUGUACGAGCUGGCGAUAUUGGAAACCCCACCAUUGCACGUGAUUCUGGGCUCGGACGCCUAUGCAGCUGUCACGAACAAAUUAAAGCAGUAUGAGCAGAACUGUAAGCAGUUCGAGAAGCUGAGUAACAGCACGGAUGUGGAGGUGGAGGUGGUGUCGUAG